Arachis ipaensis is the source of this 1575-nucleotide messenger RNA. RefSeq lists its product as uncharacterized. Gene Ontology annotation, cellular component: cytoplasmic dynein complex. Gene Ontology annotation, molecular function: dynein intermediate chain binding. Gene Ontology annotation, biological process: microtubule-based process. The record is from RefSeq and is a predicted model, not a curated record. Lineage: Eukaryota; Viridiplantae; Streptophyta; Magnoliopsida; Fabales; Fabaceae.
UUCAGCUUAAUUAAUAAAUGCAGUAAUUUCAACCGUCUACAGUUAUUACACAUCAUCAAACAUAGCGACCACCACCACACCACCCCCUAUUUUGUUUUCUUCAUUCAUCCCUUUCAAGUUCCUUCUUCCCCCACUCUCACUUUACAAACCUUUCCUUCUCUCUCUAUACAUUUAUAUCUAUCUAUGACUCUAUGUACCUUACUAUCUGAAACCUGAAUAUCUUUCUUAUUUACUUUAUAUAUAAAUAUAUAUUUCUUAAUAUAAAUAAAAAAGAAGGGUAACAUCGUCACUUCAUAUUCUUUUCCUUACAAACAUGGCGCACCGCCCCACUCAGCGGCGGAAUCAGGCGGCGCCUCUACAAUACAAUCCCUCAUCAUCCACAGUUACCGCUCCGCCAAAGGCAAAGCACACCACCACCGCCACCGCCACCGCCGGCGCCGCCGCCGUCCCUUUUCCGUACCCGAAACCAAAUCCAGAUCUCAUAGCACAACUAUCUAGACCUAAUAACCAUUCUUCUUUCAUGGCGAAACAGUUCUCAAGCCUAAACUUGGGUCCAAACACUCACAAAACCAAACAACACGCUCUCUCACACGCAAAAUCCAUGACAUCAUCUUGCAUAGUUGAUUCCUCCUCCAAGCUCUCGCUUCUCAAACCGAACACCGCCUCCAGUAACAAUAAACUUGCACCGAAGGUUGAAAAAGAGGGUGCUAAGAGAAGUUCAUUGGAGAAGAAGCCACAGAAAUCGAAACUUCACGGUUUGUUGGCGAUGAAGAACGAGAACGAGAAGAGGAAGAAGAAGAGUUCUGUGGUUGAAAAGUCAAAGAAUCCUGUAGAAGAAGAAGAAGAAGAAGGACACGGUGAUGGUGAUAAGAGAAGAAGCUGUGUGGUUUCUUCGGUGAGUAGCGGAAGAAGGAGGUCCAUGUGUGGACCCUCAGAAGCUGAAUUAGGAGAUGUAUUUGCGAUCAACGGUGUAAAAUUGGUGUCAGCUGAUAUGCCACCGUUUAUGCAGAUCCACGCCGUUGAUUGUGCCAGAAAGACUCUUGAUAGCAUGGAAAAGUUCACAUCCAAGACCCUUGCACUCUCCCUCAAAAAGGAAUUUGAUGGGGUGUAUGGGCCAGCAUGGCACUGUAUAGUGGGGACUAGUUUUGGGUCAUAUGUGACACAUUCAGUUGGAGGGUUCCUAUAUUUCUCAAUGGAUCAGAAAUUGUACAUCCUCUUGUUUAAGACCGCUGUUCAAAAGGUUAACUGAAAGAAGCUGCAACACACAGAAGAAUUUUUGCUGAUGCAAUGCAACAUCUUGGAAAGGAAAAAAGGUUAGAUAGAGUAGCAGGAUUCUCUUUUUGUACAUUGCUUUUUCUUCAAAGAUAUAUCAUAGAUUAUUACUCUCAUGUCUUGUUUCUGUCUAAUUCUGAUGAGGCCUGAAAAUGUUAAUGAAUUCAUUGUGCGUAACUAAUUAAUGUGGUUGAUAGGAGAAAUCAAUUUUACAAUUACUUGCAUAGUGCCACAACCAAACUGUUGUAUAUCUAUCUAGUUGAAUUUUUUUAAAACGAAAUCAAAUUUGAUUGCAUAUUUGUC